AUGAUAAAUUCAGUUCUUUUUGUGUUUCUCUUUGAAUUGUAUGCAAUUCAAAGCGAAGUUAAACCAUCAAAUUUUGUUCCGUAUGGUAUUGAUAGUGGUUAUACACCAAUGGAUCGUAGAUUAAAUGCAUUAACACCACCUAUAAAAAUUAAAGUACUUUUCCCAUAUUUUAAUGAAAAAUAUGAUGAAAUCAAGUUAUGGAGUCAUGGACUUAUUUUAUUUGGUAACCAGACCUACAACAAUCUACCACAUGCUGUACCCGGUCGAUUUCCGCUUCCGGGUUUUAUUUGUGUUUCACCAUAUUGGGCUGAUACAGAUAUAACUACAGAUCUAAAUAGUAAUAUAUUUUAUCAAGAAAUUGAUACAGAUGUCUAUGCAUUAUUAUUAAUUACUGACAUGGUAAAACGUGCAUAUUCAGCGUUGACGUCUCAACGAAUGUUAUGGGCAUUUGUGGCUACUUGGGAUCGUGUUCCUGGUCAUGAAGGUUCUCGAGGACGAAAUACAUAUCAGGCUAUAAUAACAACAGAUGGUCGUUAUUCAUUUACAAUAUUUACCUAUCAUCAAUUACAAUGGGCAUCUGGUGCAUGGGGGGUUAUCCGCAAGUUGGAUUCAAUGCUGCCUGGACAGUUUAUUUAUCAAACAAACGGAAAUAUAUCAGAUAUUCAAUGCAAUACAACAGAUGGGUUACAAACAAUUCCGUAUCGUGGAUCAACCUUAGGCGGCUAUGAUAUUCGUUUAGAUGGUAUUUGUUUUAUUGACACAACAUAUACAGUUGAAAUUAAUGAACAUAAAAUGAAGAAUUGCACAAUAAUGUCCAAUUAUAUUUUAUGUAAAAUGCCAGUGAUAUCUAACGGACCAGAAAUAUUGAUUAAUAUUUAUAAUUCAAGUAACGACUUAAUUGCAUCCACAAAAUUUAUUGUUGAAUUAUCCUUAGAUAAUGUUCAAUCGAUAUUAAUAGAUAACAAAGAAAGUUAUGAUUUAGAUAAAGUUGACGAAAAGGAAUCCUUAACUUUAAAUUUUAAACAAAAUUCAAUAACUAAAAACUAUCAUUUUAAUGUUAUUCUGUAUUAUUAUGAAAGUAUAAUCACAGACGACGAUCAAAUGUAUAAUUUAACAAUGAAUCAAAUUGUACUUUAUACUAAUGUCAAUUUAUCAUUUAUCGAAAAUAUGACGUUAAAUUAUAAAGACAUAAUUCAAUCUUUUGAUAAUGAUCUCAAUGCAAUGGCAUCAAUUACUAUUAGUUUUGAAGCUUAUUCACCCUCAACCACAGCUCAGCUAAAUUCUCUUGUACUUUAUAGGAUAUACAAAUUGACGAAACGUGUUUAUAAAAUAAUUAAAUUUAUUCGUAAUCAUUGCGAAGAAUGGCAUAAAAAACAACCAUCGCCAUCCGACUAUCUGUCACAAGUACCAAAAUGCCCAUCAUGCAGUCCACAGAGUACAAUAUCAUUGUGCUGGCUCUUUCAUUCGGGCGCAAUUGACGGAUGUUACCGUCAAUCUUUGGCUAGUAAUGGGCCUGGAGCUCAAUGCUGUUAUGAUACAGAUGGUAGAUGGAUAUCAGAUCCAGAAAAAGGUGCUGAUACAUUAGAUUUUGUAGCGGGAACAGGGUCCAUGAUACAAUAUAUCCGACAUGCCGUUGUAGACGUCUUACCUUACUUUUCAUGUUGCAAGAAUCCCAUAGCACCAUCAAGUUCCUGUAAGAAGUAUUACGAGAAACGUCCACCAGGUACUGAAUGUGAAAAUGUACCAAUACCACAACCAGCUGGUACAAAUGGAGACCCACAUUUUUUAACAUUAGAUAAUUUAAAUUAUACAUUCAAUGGUUACGAAGAAUACACAUUACUCAAAAUAGAUGAUAAAACUGAAAUACAAGUUCGAUUAGAACCACUUCGUCAAGACAAAUCAGCUACAAUUAUGUCUGGAUUUGUUAUUCAGAACGAAAAUUAUUCAAAAAUUCAGUUUGAAUUAAUUACUUCAUUAACUUUAUUAGAAAUUCGUAUUAAUAACCGUCUGUUGGCUGUCAAUGAAUUUGAUGACAACGAUGAAGAAGAUUUUAUGUAUUCAACAAUCAAAUUUGAUAACCAAAAAACAGCAAUUACACGAACAAAUAAUAGGACAACAUAUAAAAUAACAUAUGUGAAUGAUAUUAGUUUGACAGUUCAGAUACGUGAACAACUCGAUUUGCUUAAUAUAAUAACAGUAGUACCACAAACGUAUAAAAAUCGUUGUGCAGGUUUACUUGGUAAUAUGGACAUGAAUGCUCAAAAUGAUUUAGCAUUUCCGAAUGGUACAAUUUUGUCAACAAAUGAAAAUGAACAAAAAAUAUUUGAAUUUGGUGAAUCAUGA
This is a messenger RNA of Didymodactylos carnosus, 2343 nucleotides long. The record is from the annotation of a GenBank genome assembly. Lineage: Eukaryota; Metazoa; Rotifera; Eurotatoria; Philodinida; Philodinidae.